UUAAAUCUACCGACACGUCCCCUCCCAAUUCAGCAUCUCCUCUUCCGAUUUGGCUGUUUUCCCUCUGGUAUUUUGCUUUCUUAAGUUCUUCCCAUUUCGGAAUCGGACCUCUCAAGCAAAGUUCUAAAGACAUGUCUGUUCAAUCACUCUCUGCUUCAGCUGAGCACAACAUCCAAGGGGCGCCCACUCAUGGUGGACGCUACGUUCAGUACAAUGUGUACGGAAACCAAUUCGAGGUUUCCAGAAAGUACGUGCCUCCACUUCGGCCUGUGGGCAGAGGUGCUUACGGUAUUGUUUGUGCUGCUGUAAAUGCUGAGACACGUGAGGAAGUUGCAAUUAAGAAGAUUGGCAAUGCAUUCGACAACAGAAUAGAUGCCAAAAGGACCUUACGUGAAAUUAAACUGCUUCGGCACAUGGAUCAUGAAAAUGUCAUAGCCCUCAAAGACAUCAUUCGACCUCCACAGAAGGAGAAUUUCAAUGAUGUGUACAUUGUGUAUGAAUUAAUGGACACUGAUCUGCACCAAAUAAUACGUUCCAAUCAACUGUUGACUGAUGAUCAUUGUCGGUAUUUUCUGUAUCAGUUGCUACGAGGACUCAAAUAUAUACAUUCAGCAAAUGUUUUGCAUCGUGAUUUAAAGCCGAGCAAUUUGUUCUUGAAUGCCAAUUGUGACCUUAAGAUUGGAGACUUUGGGCUUGCCAGAACUACGUCUGAAACUGAUUUUAUGACUGAGUAUGUGGUCACUCGAUGGUACCGGGCUCCAGAAUUGCUUCUUAAUUGUUCAGAAUAUACUGCUGCUAUUGACAUAUGGUCUGUUGGUUGUAUCCUUGGUGAAAUGAUGGUAAGGCAGCCCCUCUUCCCUGGCAAAGAUUAUGUCCAUCAGCUGAGACUAAUCACAGAGCUCAUAGGUUCACCUGAUGAUGCUAGCCUUGGAUUUCUGCGGAGUGAUAAUGCUCGUAGAUAUGUAAGACAGCUUCCACAAUAUCCCAGACAACAGUUUUCUGCUAGAUUUCCCAACAUGUCUCCUGGUGCUGUUGAUUUGCUGGAGAAGAUGCUUGUCUUUGACCCUAACAGACGCAUUACAGUUGAUGAGGCUCUGUGCCACCCAUACUUGGCACCUCUUCAUGAUAUAAAUGAGGAACCCGUUUGCCCCAGACCUUUCAGUUUUGAUUUUGAGCAGCCGUCAUUUACUGAGGAAGAUAUCAAGGAACUUAUCUGGAGAGAAUCUGUGAAGUUCAAUCCUGAUCCACCGCAUUUCUGAGACACUGCUGUGCAUGCUCGAUGAAAUACUUGAUUGGUUCAUAAACAACACUAUCUGGAAAGCUUUAAGUCCUCCAGAAGGGAAGUUCUGAAAAUAUAUCGAAGAUGAUCGCAACUUAACGAAAGCUUGAUGAAGUCUUUUUAUUUAGCUCAGUCUCACGUUCUUGGAUAUAUGCACUGUUGCCAUGUUUUGUGGCAGAAGGAUCAGAAGUUAAGCAGCACUCUGCGAGGCUGCUUGUGCCGAAAUCUCAGAGAUGUUUCAGCAGAAUAUGUGUGAGAGCUCCUACUUAUUCUUGGUGUAUCUGUCUUUCAGCUAAGACAGACUAGGACCUUAAAUUAUUGCAGUGAUCUGGUGCUGCUAGUUUUUAUAUCCUUUAGGUCAAGAAGCAUACACUAGAACACUUUGAUUUGUAGGGACAGACGUGUGAAUGUACUGGUGUGUUAGUGUUUCGAAUGUUUCAGAAAUAGUAUGGGUUGGUCAGUUUCUCCGAGUUUGGUCAUUGUUUCGGCUGAAGUUAAACAUCAAUGUAAGAAAACUUUUUUCUUUA
Messenger RNA from Neltuma alba, 1806 nucleotides. RefSeq names its product mitogen-activated protein kinase homolog MMK2-like. The transcript has 6 exons. The record is from RefSeq and is a predicted model, not a curated record. Gene Ontology annotation, biological process: protein phosphorylation. NCBI's taxonomy places the organism in Eukaryota, Viridiplantae, Streptophyta, Magnoliopsida, Fabales, Fabaceae. Gene Ontology annotation, molecular function: MAP kinase activity; ATP binding. Bases 132 to 1259 code for a protein of 375 amino acids.